GGUCAUGAGAUAAGAGUCACAGACAGAUACUGUGCCUUGGAAAGAGAGUCUAGAGAGAGAGAGAAGUGUGUGUUUGGUUGCUGGAUUAGUGGAGCUGAAACAGUUUUGGUUAGUUUUGUUUGUUUGUUUCAUCUUUUCAACCAUAGAUGUACUAGAAACAAACCUCACUGGGGCUUCUCAGAUUUGGCUCUUGAGCGCAGUAAUGGAGCAAAGAAGAAGAAGCAACACUAUCUAUCUCCUCCUCUUAUUCUUCUUCUUAGUCUUCACUUCAAGAACAAGCACAAGCUCAAGUUGUCGGCGGAGAAAAGUGAAACACUUAUCCACAACUCCACUUUCAUCUACACCACUCGAGUCCACAAUCACUUCCAAGGUUAUAACAUUCAGCAUCGCUUCGGGGAUCUUAACCGGGUUGGUCUCUGCAUUAGUCUUAGCUUUCUUGGUCCGUAGCAUAGUCAAAUACAUGAAACAAACGCCAAUUCUCAAAGGUCCUGUAGUUUUCUCCCCUGAGCUUACGCCCAAGUCUCUUCAUGGAGCUCUUGGUAAUGGUAUUCACUUGCUUGGCUCAGACCCUAACGGGAAAUACCACAAAGUUGUACUUGAUAAUGGUCUAGUGGUUGCAGUUAAGAGACUAUGCUCACCAGAAGCAAGUGGUAGUAGUACUAGUCGCAACUCGGUUAAGAGAAGGUUGCAGAAGGAACUUGAGCUUCUUGCCGAAAUAAGACAUAGGAACCUUAUGAGUUUAAGAGCUUAUGUUCGUGAAUCCAAUGAGUUCUCUCUGGUCUAUGACUACAUGCCUAAUGGUAGUCUUGAGGAUGUGAUGACUAAGGUUAGAGGUAAAGAGCUAGAGCUAGGAUGGGAAGUUAGGCUAAGAGUUGCUGUUGGAAUUGUUCAAGGGCUUCAGUAUAUACAUUUCAGCUGUGAUCAUCAGGUUCUUCAUUACAACUUGAAACCUACAAAUGUGAUGUUGGACUCUGAGUUUGAGCCGAGGCUUGCUGAUUGCGGAUUGGCCAAGAUCAUGGCUGCUUCACACACAGGAGUGUCUUGCUACUCUGCUCCUGAGUCUUCUCAAAGUAACAGAUAUACAGACAAAAGCGACAUAUUCAGCUUUGGAAUGAUCUUGGGUCUUCUUUUAACCGGAAGAGACCCGACACAACCUUUUUGUGUAGAUGGUGCAAGUGGAGGCAGCUUAGGACAGUGGCUGAAGCAUUUGCAGCAGUCUGGGGAAGCACGAGAAGCAUUAGAUAAGAGUAUUCUUGGAGAGGAAGUGGAAGAAGAUGAGAUGUUAAUGGCGUUACGUAUCACCAUCAUCUGCCUUUCUGACUUUCCAGCUGACCGGCCUUCAAGUGAUGAGCUUGUCCACAUGCUUACACAACUGCACAGCUUUUAGCCUAAUGCAUGGUUUUCUACAAUCUACAUGUUACUAAACGCUUGAGAAGUUAAUUGGGGUGUUGCAGAUUGCUCCUAAACUUGAUACACAAAGCUAGUAAAAGGCAUAGAAUCAGAGUAGUGGUUGGACUAAAAUGUAGUUAAUCAAAAUAUGUGGCCAUAUUGGAUAUUGGUCCAUCCAUAGUUUUUGUUAGUGGAUGCAUAGAGCAUUAAAGCU
Molecule: messenger RNA, 1603 nt
Organism: Brassica napus (rape)
Lineage: Eukaryota; Viridiplantae; Streptophyta; Magnoliopsida; Brassicales; Brassicaceae
Product: inactive leucine-rich repeat receptor-like protein kinase CORYNE
Exons: 2
Coding region: 203-1387 (394 amino acids)
Biological process (GO): protein phosphorylation
Molecular function (GO): ATP binding; protein kinase activity
Source: RefSeq, a predicted model, not a curated record